AGACCUCCGUAGUUACGCCAUCAGUUAGAGGAAACAUGGCGGCCGCCCUAGCAAGGAGGAUGUGUGGGCUGCUGAGGCCGCUGUCUGUCUCCCUGUGUGCAAAGACACCGCAGCGCUGUCAGCUGUCCAGCCUCAUCCAGCCCACAGCUCUCUGCAGCUCAGCCGCGGUCUGCGCUCCUCUGCGGGCUGCGGUGUGUCAGACACCCCGGUACAACAUCCUGCAACGGGUAUCAUCACUCACUCCCAGUUUGACUCAACAACCAUGCAGAAGUCUGACGUACAUCAGUCUGAAGAAGGGGAAGAGGAAGAGUGUCAAAUCUGUGACAGACAGGUUCAUGAGGCUGCAUUGUGGCCUUUGGAUCAGACGCAAGGCUGGACACAAGAAGAAACUGUGGAAGAAGAAACCUGCCAGACGAAAGCGCCUGAGGGAGCAUGUAUUCUGUAACAAAACACAGAGCAAGCUUUUGGAUAAAAUGACAACCUCUUUUUGGAAAAGGAGGAACUGGUAUGUGAAUGAUCCAUACCUGAAGUACCACGACCGGGUCAACCUCAAAGUGUAAUCUGCUGAUUCGUGUAGUGACAUGCUGUUGUCUGUUUGAACCUAAUGUAAUAAUGUUAUAUACAUAAUAAAAUCACAUGUUUCAAAUGA
Molecule: messenger RNA, 649 nt
Organism: Plectropomus leopardus (leopard coralgrouper)
Lineage: Eukaryota; Metazoa; Chordata; Actinopteri; Perciformes; Serranidae
Gene: mrpl35
Product: mitochondrial ribosomal protein L35
Biological process (GO): translation
Cellular component (GO): ribosome; mitochondrion
Molecular function (GO): structural constituent of ribosome
Source: RefSeq, a predicted model, not a curated record